CUCACCCAAAUUAACACCAAAAUCAACACAUUUGACGCCGUCUUCAGUUGAAGCACCAUCACAAUUGCAAACCCCUCUCUCAACUCCACCAUCUUCGCGAUCUCCCUCACCCAUUCCACCAGAAACUCCCUUUCUUAUCCCUUUACCUGUUUCACGGCCUUCUUCACCGAUUACCACAACUACUAUUCCUUCAGCCACUAUACUUCCAUUCAGAGAUCCACCAAUAACGCAACAAAUUCACCCACCUAUUAACAAUGAUAAUAACAACAAUUUUAUAGUUUUAUCUGUUUUCGAUCAUGAUGAAGUGUUUUUAGACGAUGAAUAUUCGCGAUUAACAAAUGCUACAACUGUUCCUACUAAUACAACUACAACCCUUUUCCAUCCAUAUGCUAAUUAUAUACGUAAUUUGGAUUUCACAUUCCUGACAGAACAUGAUAGAAAUAAUUCAACGCUGUCGUCACAUCUUCUUCGACUACUCCCCAUCAUUCAUAACGGGAACCUACAAAGCCUGAAUCUUAGUUUCGUCAAAGGGAUCACGAAUAGUUAUUUAAUGAAAUUAUUAUCACCUUUCUUUGCAAAUAUACGCACGAUAAAUCUGGCGGGUGGAUCAAGAUCUGAUGCAUGUUUAUCCGCGGUAAUACCACAUUGUCAUCAAGUACAAAAUCUUUCGUUUGCAUGGAACACCUCCCUGUCAGACACAUCAAUUACAAAAAUUGCUACUUUAUGUGGGUCACGAUUACGCACGCUUGAUCUGACAAAUUGUGAAAAAGUUAGUGACCGAUCAAUGUCUUCGAUUGCGAAACAUUGUAGCAAACUAAGAGAACUACGAGUUAGCUAUUGUCGUGGAGUUAGUGAGGUGGGUGUGAGGGAAGUGGUAGAUUCGUGUGAUGGGUUAACGUUGUUGGAUUUGGUCGGGUGUUCGGGUGUGGAUCGUGGGUUUUUGAUAAAAUGUAAUGAUGAGUUUUCGUUGCAAAGGCGUGGAUUGAAAAUAGUAUGGCGAAGAGAUUCUGAGGGUGGUGGAACUGCUACUUGGGCGGAUAAUUGA
Ambispora leptoticha is the source of this 1045-nucleotide messenger RNA. The record is from the annotation of a GenBank genome assembly. Lineage: Eukaryota; Fungi; Glomeromycota; Glomeromycetes; Archaeosporales; Ambisporaceae.